Molecule: messenger RNA, 2187 nt
Organism: Cylindrotheca closterium
Lineage: Eukaryota; Bacillariophyta; Bacillariophyceae; Bacillariales; Bacillariaceae
Source: the annotation of a GenBank genome assembly
AUGGAUCAUCAAAUACUUGAUACUAGUACAUCGGAAGAAUAUGAAGGAAUCGAUCAGUUUCGAGAAAAAAUACUCGCAAUCCUUCCAAUUCCAAGCUCGAUAUUGAGCAUAAUAGGCAGCUCGGUAAUCCUGUACAUGGCCUUUUCCACUAGAAAAGAGCGCAAAUGGACAACUUACACUCGACUACUGGUAGGGUUGAGCAUGUGCGACAUUGUUUCCAGUAUUUCGCUCGGACUUGCAGCAUUUAUGCGACGACCAGAAAGUGAGCGAGUUUGGGCCAUGGGAAACGAUGCAACCUGUGCUGCAGCAGGCACUCUGAUACAAUUCAGUUAUAGCGGUCUGUUCUACAACGCAUUUCUAUCUUGGUACUUUGUCUUGACUGUCCGAUUUGGUGUCAAGCACGACGUCAUCGCCAGAAAAUUUGAACCGAUUAUGCACUUUAUAUCAGUUGGGUAUCCCUUGGUAACCGCUAUCCUUGGAGCAAUUUUGGGCGUUUAUGCCGAAACAUCAACGGGGAUGGGCUGCUGGGUCAACAACUAUCCAGAUGGAUGUGGCGAAGGCCCAGGACAGGAGAAGUGCCAGUCGGCCUUCCUUGGUUUCUUCUAUUUUGGUCUUCCCUACGUCUUUAGUGUUACAUGUAUUGACAUUAACAAUCUCAUUAUUUGGUUCUACGUCAGGAAACAUCGCAUGCCUUAUUUGCUCAAUAAGACGAAGCAGAGAAGCACAGCCCGUGUCAAUUCAUCGUUAUUCUCGAAAGACAACCACGAUGAGAAUUCGCUAUCCGACGGAAUCGAAUCUCUGGAUAGGGAGCUACCCUCCUCCAUAGGGAGCAAUAAAUCCUCGGAUGGAAUUAUUGUCAACGAAACCGACUCCUUCGCUGCAUCCAUCAACCACCACAAGAAGUACGCUCAAGCCGAUGAUAUUGACCACUCGGAGCGAGACAGCAGCAGUAGAGCAAACAAGGACCAGAUGCGACGAUUGCAGCUGGUUAGUUCCCAAGCCUUUCUGUUUGUGCUAUCCUAUGCCCUUUGCAAUAGCUGGAUGGGACUGCAAAUGAUUGCGGAAGGUGUGACUCCUGAAAAGGACGAGCCCAAAUUGAUGAACGACAUUUAUGGCCUCAUGGUUCUCAACGCCAUUUUCGCACCGCUUCAGGGAUUCUUGAACAUGCUGGUGUUUAUGAGACCCAAAUAUGUAAAAGCAAGGCACCAAUUUCCAAGGGAGACCAGAGCUUGGGCAUUCCGACGAGCCGUCCUAGGAGACGGCGUUGGACCAGAACAAAGGGGGGCUCGCCGGAUGGAAGAGCCCAUCGAUUCUAUCCCGAACUCUGGAUCGGCCACUCCUCAAGAAACACAAUGCACCCUGGCCAUGAUGCGACCAGCAGAAUCAUCUACAAAGAACAGCAUUGACCAGACCAAUCACAGUGUUCCAUUGCCAAAGGGUACCAUGAUGAUGUCUUCCUUGACAGCCAGCCUUGGUGACUUUGAUCAUGAUGGUCAAGAGGAAGGAAUGAAGCCAGAACGAACCAAAGGCGCCUUUGAAGCUUCUUGUUCCUCCAUUCCAAGAUUUCACUUUCGCUCAAGCCUGGUAGAGAACACAAAAAGAGGUCUGGAAGCCAUUAGUGAAUUGUCCGAGUCGGUUUUUGAUUUGAGCAACGGGGGCGAUCGCUGGAGCUCGAGCGCUGAUGUAUUAUCACCAAUCACCACCAGUUUGGAAGCAUCUCGUCGGUUUGAUGCAUUCCGAAACGACGAUACUGUUCCAUCUUCUGCAAUGCGAUUGGUGGCACCCAAACGAAUGGAUAGUGGCUGCUGCGAAGUCUUUGAUGAAGUGAGGCAUGAAGAAGAUGGCAUUGAACCAAAACGUGAGGAUAUGAAAGAAGAAGAAGAAGUGGAGGAGGUGGAAUAUGCUGUGGACAUGCCAGUGCGCAUUCCACUUCGCCGCUUGAGCAUGGGCAAGAAAAGCCAUGGCUCGCAUUCCUUUCAUGAUUCCUGCUAUUAUUCCUCUUCAAUAUCCUCGUCCUGUUCACUGAUUGGGUUUUCCGAUGACGAUUCCGACUCAUUUGCUGAAGAUAAUGAUGGGGAUGGUGAUCAUUAUGACUAUACUUAUCGGCAUGAGGAAGAAUUCAAAGCAUCCGAAGACUUCUCGACUCCUCCAACAACUACCAAGGACGGUGAAGCUGCUAUCGGGUAG